Messenger RNA from Heterobasidion irregulare TC 32-1, 338 nucleotides. RefSeq lists its product as uncharacterized. The coding region runs from base 36 to 338 and encodes 100 amino acids. The record is from RefSeq and is a predicted model, not a curated record. Lineage: Eukaryota; Fungi; Basidiomycota; Agaricomycetes; Russulales; Bondarzewiaceae. The transcript is spliced from 2 exons. Gene Ontology annotation, biological process: mitochondrial respiratory chain complex IV assembly. Gene Ontology annotation, cellular component: mitochondrial inner membrane; mitochondrion.
GCCCUGCCCUCGUUCCAGUUUCUGUGUGUGACAUCAUGGCCGGCCCCAAUCUCGAGGUAUUCAAAUUUGCUGUCUACGUAUUCUUCCCUGUGCUUGUAUUCCUGCACUAUGGAGAUCCAGAAUGGUACAACUCGAAUGUACUCCCGUACAAGGAGAGAAUAUUCCCUUCGGAAGAGAAGACCACGCGCAACUUACCCACCCACCAUCUUACGGUGCGAGAGGAGCUCGAGCGUAUAAAGGCGCAGAAGGCCGCACGCAGAGUUCAGAGAGACAGAGCAGAAGGACGCGUUGUAGAAGAGCCUGUUACGGGGGCACAGGGGACAGAAAGGUUGGUCUAG